AUGUCCGUGUGCCCCUCUCCCUGCCCUCCUUCACAUCCCUCCUUCCCUGCUCUCCUCGCCAUCCCUCCUUCCAUGCUCCGCUGCUCCUGCUCACUCCUCCAAGCUGACCCCCCCACCCCCUCCACCCCCCAGAUAAUAACGGUGGCGGUGCUGCCGCUCUCGCCAGACGUGAACGUGUCGCAGACGUGGCAGGUGGCGGUGCGCAUCAGCGUGCUGCUGCAGUUCGUGCCGCGCCUGGCGCGCAUGUACCCCAUGCUGUCGGGGCAGGGCAGCCACUCCGUGCUCUUUGAGACAGCCUGGGCGUCCUUCCUGCUCAACCUCGUCGCCUUCUUCAUGGGCUCCAACGUCGUCGGCACGCUCUGGUACCUCCUCACCAUGCAGCGCACCGCCACCUGCCUCGUCAACUCCUGCCUGCCCGACUCCUCGCCGCCCUGCAACCAGAACUUCCUCAGCUGCCCGGUGGGCAGUACACCGGGGUACAGCGAGUGGCUGGCGGGCAGCAGCGGCAUGUACGACACGUGUCUGAGCAGCAGCGGCAUCAGCAGCGACUUCUACGGCAUAUAUGACACGGGCGUGCGCGUGGUGCAGCUCGGCUCCUUCUUCUCCACCUGGCUCUACUCCCUCAUGUGGGGCUUCCAGCAAAUCAGUACGCUAGCGGGCAACCUUGUCCCCACCACGGAGGUGGGCGAGGUGGUCUUCAUGCUCAUCAUCGUCGCGCUCGGGCUCUUCUUGUUCGCCUUCCUCAUCGGCAACAUGCAGAACUUCCUGCAGUCCCUCAGCCGCCGGUCGUUUGAGCACCGGCUGCACCUGAGGGACUUGGAGCAGUGGAUGUCGCAGCGAGACAUUCCGCGCGAGCUGCAGAGGCGGGUGCGGGAGCUGGAGCGGUACGUGUGGACGGUGAACCAGGGCGUGGACGAGGAGGAGGUCAUGACGUCACUCUCCGAGGACAUCCAGAGGGACGUGCGCCGCCACCUCUCCUACGAGCUCAUCACCAAGCACUGUGUGCUGCUGAAGGGCAUGCCAGAGCAGGUGCUGGACGCCAUCUGCGAGCGCCUGAAGCAGCGCCUCUACAUCGACGGCACGGUGGUGCUGCGCGAGGGCUCGCCCGUGUCGCGCAUGUUCUUCGUGCUGCGCGGCACGCUGCAGAGCUCCACCACCAACCGUGGCCGCACGGGGUUCUACGAGGAGGUGCUGCUGGGGAAGGGCGACUUCGUGGGCGAGGAGCUGCUCGUCUACUUCAUCGAGAAGUACGCCGAGGUCUCCAAGAAACAAAGCUCCCGCCGCUCCCUCCGCCGCGAUGUGAAGGUGGGGUCGGCGGUGAUGCCGGAAAUGCUGCCCAAGUCGGAGCGCACCUUCUGCUGCAUCGGCCCCGUGGAGGGCUUCUCACUGGAGGCGGCCGACAUUGACUUCGUGUGCACUCAGUUCUUCACCGUCAUGCAGUCCGACCAAGUGCAGCACGCCCUCAACCUCACUCCGUCUUGUUGUCUCCCCCACCCCGCUUCCCUCGCCCUUGUGUGUCUCCCCCCUGGCAGCCUGUGCUCGUUGAACCGGCGCAUGCGGGCAGCCACCACCAUCCAGGUGUGGUACCGCUCGGUGCUGCGGCGCCGCCUCAAGCUGCCCAUCGACGUCAUGCGCCAGGCCAUCCGCACCAAGCGCAUCGGCAACCUCCUGCGCUCCCUGCGCGCCCAGGCCUCCAAUGAGGCCGGCUCCGGCACGCAUCCCCGCGGGGGGGACGGCUCGGUGGGAAAGGGCUCGGGCAGCGAGCACGGGUCGGCGGAGCACGGGCCUGGCAGGGGCAAGCAGGCGAGCCCGGACAAAAGGAGUGGCAGUGGCAAGGGGGGGCGCGGGGUGUUUGAGCCGAGGGAUAAGGACAAGGGGAGUGCGAAACGGGGCAAAGUGUAUCGCGCGCUGAGGUCGCUGGGAGGGGGAGGCAGGACAUCAGAGAGCCAUGGCAGCGAGGAGGAGGAGGAAGAAGGUGAGAAGAAAGAAGCCGGAGCUGCAGAAGCGGCAGGUGACGAGAAAGGUGAGAAUCAAGUGGCCGAGGAAAACGCUGGAGGUGGUGAUGCAAACAGCGUACAGGAAAAAGGCAUUCCCAUGUGA
Messenger RNA from Closterium sp. NIES-65, 2100 nucleotides. Lineage: Eukaryota; Viridiplantae; Streptophyta; Zygnematophyceae; Desmidiales; Closteriaceae. The record is from the annotation of a GenBank genome assembly.